Molecule: messenger RNA, 1401 nt
Organism: Penicillium coprophilum
Lineage: Eukaryota; Fungi; Ascomycota; Eurotiomycetes; Eurotiales; Aspergillaceae
Exons: 4
Coding region: 1-1401 (466 amino acids)
Biological process (GO): regulation of DNA-templated transcription
Molecular function (GO): DNA-binding transcription factor activity, RNA polymerase II-specific; zinc ion binding
Source: RefSeq, a predicted model, not a curated record
AUGGAUCACACCUACACCAACCUCUCUGAACUAGACCAAGCCCGGCAUAAUUCAACCAUCUCUAUGGCUCGAUCGAUGCGUGUGGCUAAGCAGGAGCGCAAUCUUGUAGAGCGAGAUGACAAGCCACGGAAGCAGAGGAAACGGGCUCUAGUUGCAUGCAAUCGAUGCCGGAAGAGAAAAAUCAAGUGCAACGGAGAUCUCAACACUGGCCUAGCUUGCUCCAGCUGCCGUAGUGUUGGAGCUACUGAAUGUCAAUACAUAAGAGUCAACUCUUUGGCUCCCGAGGACGCUGCUAGAGAAGCAGCUAGGCUCUAUGCAAACAAGGGUCAAGGGAAGUCAAUCUUUAUGGGAUCCCCUCAAAUGCGGGCUCCAUACCAGCGAGGAGAGUACGAACUGGAUAUUCAAUCCAACUUCUCACGGCAACCCAUCGACAUGGAUCACUCCUAUGACGACCAUUCAGUCAACUAUCAUGGACAGACAUCACCAGGAUACAUGCUAUCCAGCACUCCGGGAGCAAUGCUCGACUAUGGUACCACAUGGAGCAACCGUACUUGGGAUCUUAACGGUAGACCCAACGGCGAGUUCUUCGAAGAACCAAACAGCAACGUGAACCAAGCUGCAUACGGUUUUGUCCUCUCAGGUCAAGGCAUGUCCACCGAAAUGCCCCAGUCAACAGGAGCAAUGGCAACGUCCUACCCCGACGCAGUAGACCGCACUCUCCCAACACCUCCAACCUGCCGAAGCCAACCCCAGCCCCAGUCCAACAUCAACCUCUCUACUCUCCCAGAUGGCCUCUCAAAUAUGACCCUAGCCACUGAUGCAAAGGGCCAGACCUGGAACUCGCGGUAUGCAGCUUCCCCAGACGGCCGCACAGUGGCCAUGUCCACCGUCCCAAGCAACGGUCUCUACAACAUCAAUCCCUCAGCACGUGUCAAGUCAAAUGAUUCUGACGAUGGAACACACAACCUCGUCUUCGGUUACAUCCCCAUGGCCACAACAGAUGAUUCCUCUCCUCUUCCUCCAUCGUCCUCAUCCUCUAUGGCCUCCUCCGCUAGCACCCUAGGCGAGUACAACACGUCCGAUACACGUCUAGGACGCAACUUCUCGCGCGACAGCGGCGCCGGACAGCGUCUGCUCACCUUGGCUUCUGAUUGUGCACCCGAUGUGUAUGGUUAUUCCGGCAGUGACCGCAGGCGAUCCAGGGGUAUUGCCGAGGCGGAUGUGCGCUGUUCAGCACCGACGCUUGUGAAUGGGUUGCCCUAUACGCGUGUUCGACAUGCAGACUCGGCGGUUGGUUUGCCGUAUGGAUUCUUGCCUGAUAACUUGUCUGAUUAUGGGCGUUCGGUUGAUAGUUUGCAUCGUCCUCCCAUUUCGUCCUUGGGACAUCAAGGGGCGUAUUGA